GGAAGCAACCGAGCCACACCUCGGACUGCUUCACUGUUUUCUAAAAGGGGUCCAAAGACGAAUAUUGUAUAUUUAAAGGGUCAUCUUGAACUUUAGUAAACCCAAACAAAAAUAAUCUCAUACAAUUUAAGUGUACAAGAUAAACGGCUACAUUUCAAUCUGCAGGCUGCACUUUUUCAUCUGGUUUCAAUUAAUGGCACACCCAUCUCCACACGUGAGUGAUUCGGCCCACCAAUCAUGCUCACAUGUGAGUCUGUCGAGUUCAACAGGAGCAAGCGCUUCUGCUUCUUGACACAAGCUAGUACUGCGGACGCCAACAUGAUGAUGUGCGGAGGCUUAUUAGGUUCUCAAAGUGCUCAUCCAGAGAUUCAAAAAAUCUGCGACAUCGUAAAGUCUCAAGCUGAGCAAAAAACUGGGAAGAUUUACGACGUCUUUGUCGCGAAGUGUUAUACUUCUCAAGUUGUGGCCGGUACAAACUACUUCGUCAAGGUACAUGUGGGAGGAGAUGACUACGUCCACAUUCGUGUCUUCCAAAGUCUGCCGCACGUCGGGGCAGGACCAGUGCUGGCCAACAUCCAGGAGUCCAAGAGACAUGAUGAUGCCAUUGAAUACUUCUGAAUGACACACUUAGAGAAGAUGAUCUCUUUUCAGAUACAGUAUGCAGCAACAAUUGUGUUGUACAAAAAAGAAAUCACAGCAUAAUGUGCUUUAUACUCUAGAUGGGACCAUUUUAAUGAGUUGGUUUGAUUUAAAAAAAAAAAAAAAAUUGAGUAAUCUGGUGUGAUUUUAAAAAGCUUCAUGCAUACUUUAUACUGUGUAUCACAUAGACCUGCGGUGUUGAAUGUGUUGAUUGCAACGGGGUGCCGAGAAGGGGAAAAAAAAUAUAUAUAUAGCUGAUGUCUAACUUUAGCUCACCACGCAUUUGGAAACAAUGACACUACAGGAAAACGCGCUGUCAGUGAGUUCCUCCCUAUUUUAAGCUCUCGCUUGAGAAAUUUUAACAAACAUGAGUAUGGAUGCUGCAGUAAAGAAGACAAACGUAUCACUUUCAUGUGGAAUGGGAGGCGGACAACUUUUUAUCGGUCAUUUUUGAAGUGCGUUUGUCGGAAACAUACCGUAAUUCUCGAAUUAUAAUGUGCCUGAAGUAUAAUGCACACCUAACUUUGUUCAAAAAAAAAAAUCUGGAAAACCCUCCUUCUACCAAUGUACAAUGAGCACCACCAAUUUGCUGCUAUCCAUUAAAGACUAUUUUACUUUUA
Molecule: messenger RNA, 1259 nt
Organism: Syngnathoides biaculeatus (alligator pipefish)
Lineage: Eukaryota; Metazoa; Chordata; Actinopteri; Syngnathiformes; Syngnathidae
Product: cystatin-B-like
Exons: 3
Coding region: 238-618 (126 amino acids)
Cellular component (GO): cytosol
Molecular function (GO): cysteine-type endopeptidase inhibitor activity
Source: RefSeq, a predicted model, not a curated record